Diceros bicornis minor is the source of this 1044-nucleotide messenger RNA. It is a transcript of the gene NKAIN1, whose product is annotated as sodium/potassium transporting ATPase interacting 1. The coding region runs from base 352 to 975 and encodes 207 amino acids. The transcript has 7 exons. Gene Ontology annotation, biological process: regulation of sodium ion transport. NCBI's taxonomy places the organism in Eukaryota, Metazoa, Chordata, Mammalia, Perissodactyla, Rhinocerotidae. The record is from RefSeq and is a predicted model, not a curated record.
GCAGUGCUGCGCUGCGCUGCGCUGCGCCGCGCCGCGCCCCGUGGCUGCGCUCCCCGCUCCGCGCCCCCCGCCCGCCGCCCCGGGGCAGGAGGCGCGCCUGGCGGCCGGCGGGCCAGACAAAGGAGGCGCGGCGCGGCAGAGCCAGCGCGCGGGCCGACGACCAUGGACUCGGAGCGCGGGCGGCCCGCCCCAGCCCUGAGGACCCGGCGCUCGCGGGCCCGGCCCUAGGCGCCCGUCCCCGCCGCCCGGGGCGCCCAGCGGGGAGGACGCGGAGCCCUCGCGGCGCGGAGGAGGCGGCGGCCGCCGAGCUAGAGGGGCGCGGCGGCGGACGGCCCGUGCGGCCCGGGAGCCAUGGGCAAGUGCAGCGGGCGCUGCACGCUGGUCGCCUUCUGCUGCCUGCAGCUGGUGGCUGCGCUGGAGCGGCAGAUCUUUGACUUCCUGGGCUACCAGUGGGCUCCUAUCCUCGCCAACUUCCUGCACAUCAUGGCGGUCAUCCUGGGCAUCUUUGGCACCGUGCAGUACCGCUCCCGGUACCUCAUUCUGUACGCAGCCUGGCUGGUGCUCUGGGUUGGCUGGAAUGCGUUUAUCAUCUGCUUCUACCUGGAGGUUGGACAGCUGUCCCAGGACCGGGACUUCAUCAUGACCUUCAACACGUCCCUGCACCGCUCUUGGUGGAUGGAGAAUGGGCCAGGCUGCCUGGUGACACCUGUCCUGAACUCCCGCCUGGCCCUGGAGGACCACCAUGUCAUCUCUGUCACCGGCUGCCUGCUUGACUAUCCCUACAUUGAAGCACUCAGCAGCGCCCUGCAGAUCUUCCUGGCUCUGUUCGGCUUCGUGUUCGCCUGCUACGUGAGCAAAGUGUUCCUGGAGGAGGAGGACAGCUUUGACUUCAUCGGCGGCUUUGACUCCUACGGAUACCAGGCGCCCCAGAAGACGUCGCAUUUACAACUGCAGCCUCUGUACACGUCAGGGUAGCUUCUGCUCCACUCCCAGCCACGCACGGCGCUUCCGGGCUAGACUGACAGCCGCUGCCGCGAGCUCGGG